AUGUCGCGGGACAUUGUCCCACAACUUUUGCAGAGACAACUACGUGAAUGUCGAGCGACAAGUAUCUGCGACAUGUCGCCUAGUGAAAAUGCGCCUUUAAGAUCAAAGUUAAUUAAUUGCUACACACAGCAGUUGAGUGAAAUAGAAUUGUUAUCCAGUAUGUACCCAAAUAAAGAGGACAUAUUAUUUCCAGACAAUAAUGUUCUCAGGGAGAUAAAACAAUUUGUAGAUAACAAGAGUAUGCUUAAACCUAAUCAUUUGGAUUUUACUUUAAUUCUACAUAUAAAUAAUUUAAAACUGGAAAUAUCAAUUAAUUUACCUAGUUUUUACCCUGAUGUGGAACCUAACAUAUAUUUAAGGUGUAAUCAAUUAAACCGGCAGCAAGAAAGUACUUUAAAUACAGAUUUAUUUAUUUAUGUGAAAGAUAAUCAUUUUGGAGCACCAUGUCUGUAUACAGCUAUAUCGUGGAUUCAAGAUAAUAUAGAAACAUACAGUAACAAGAACAUACAACCAACAACUAGUACAGUUGGAAAACCAAAAGAUAAAAAUAAAGAAAAAUUUGUGAGAUUCUGGAUUUAUUCCCAUCAUAUUUAUAGCAAAAAAAAGAGGGACGAAAUAACCAAAAUGGCAAAAGAGUACAACUUGACUGGAUUCUGCUUACCUGGAAAACCUGGAAUAAUCUGUGUGGAGGGUACUGAGUCUGAAUGCAAUGAAUGGUGGAAAAUCAUUAAAUCUAUGAGUUGGAAAAAAAUUGCUAUAAGGAAAUCUGAGAUUUUUGAUCUGUCCAAUCAAAUUGAAGAGCAAAGGUUUGAUAAUUUUGAAGAAAUGCAUUUUCAAAAUCCCUCAACAAAACACAGCAAUCAUGCUAAUAUGAGUGAAUUUUCAAAAUACAUGGAACAAUGUGGCCUGAUUCAAACAUUUAAUGAAUUUUUUGGGUUGUGUAACAACACCUGAUAAUUUUUUUUUAUUAGUGUUUUUACUUACACUUGGAGGAAUUAUCAAUUUUAUAAAUUUAAUAUGCAUAUAAAAAAUUUUGGA
This is a messenger RNA of Pararge aegeria (speckled wood butterfly), 1038 nucleotides long. RefSeq names its product RWD domain-containing protein 2B. The transcript has a single exon. Gene Ontology annotation, molecular function: protein binding. Lineage: Eukaryota; Metazoa; Arthropoda; Insecta; Lepidoptera; Nymphalidae. The record is from RefSeq and is a predicted model, not a curated record. The coding region runs from base 1 to 954 and encodes 317 amino acids.